AUGGAUCCUGAUACUGGAACCGAAGGGUCGAAUGCUGCGGAAGCAUGGGUCACAAACAUAGAUGUGUUAUACACUACUCUCGGCUGUACAAACGAGCAGAAAGUUCAGUACCUUGCACUGCAGCUGACGGGUGAAGCUGGGAGAUGGUGGAAUGCGAGGAAGGUGCUACUUGGGGAAGGAACGGUGAUCACUUGGGAGAUGUUCAAAGUAGAGUACAACCGGCUCUUUUUCCCUAAAUCCCAAAGGCAACUUCGAGCAAUAGAAUUCCAAAAUCUUGUUCAGGGUGACAUGAAUGUAGAACAAUAUUCCACUAGAUUUAUGGAGCUAGCCAGGUUCGCGGCCAACCUCAUUCCUGAUGAAGAAACGAUGGCAGAACGAUUUGAGAAUGGCCUCAACCCUCGUAUCAGGGAGAGGGUAAUUUGUUUGGAAAUAAAGGACUAUGCAAGAUUGGUGGAAGUUGCAUCACUGGCUAAAAGAGGAAUACGAGAAUCAGCAGCGGCAUUUGAAUUGAAGAAACGUUCGAGGCAGCAGAUGACACACCCAGUCAAGAGGCAGGCUAUUUGA
Messenger RNA from Alnus glutinosa, 564 nucleotides. RefSeq lists its product as uncharacterized. The record is from RefSeq and is a predicted model, not a curated record. Bases 1 to 564 code for a protein of 187 amino acids. The transcript is spliced from 2 exons. NCBI's taxonomy places the organism in Eukaryota, Viridiplantae, Streptophyta, Magnoliopsida, Fagales, Betulaceae.